AGCCCACCCUCCCAAUUUAUAACCACACCCAUAAACAAAACCCACCCUCCCAAUUUGUAAACACACUCACAAACAAACCUGUUAAGCCCAAUGCCUCUCUCUCCCUUCCUCUCAAACCCACAAAAAAAACAAACAAUAAUGGCUCCUCCUCCUCUGCCUCGCCCACUUCUCCUCUGUUUUCUCAUCCUCCUCUGCCUCACCAUCCCCGCCUUAGCCCACAGUGGCCACCCCGACGAAAACGACAACGAACCCGCCACAGACAACAUCGAACCCGCCACAGACCUUCGUUCAAAGCCUCUGAUACUGGCCAAGAUUUGGUGCCUGAUUAUAAUCUUUGUUGCGACCUUCAUACCUGGAGUUUCGCCUUGCUUUUUCAAGUGGUCUGAAUGGUUCUUGGUUUUGGGUACGCAGUUUGCUGGGGGUGUGUUUCUGGGUACGGCUCUGAUGCACUUUCUGAGUGAUGCCGAUGAGACUUUCAAGGACUUGACUAAAAAAGAGUACCCUUUUGCAUUUAUGUUGGCUUGUGGGGGGUUCUUGCUCACCAUGCUUGCUGAUUGUGUGAUUUCGUAUGUUUUGGAGAAGAACAAAGGUGGCGGGUCUGCUCCCGAUCUUGAGCUGCAAGGUAAGGACAAGGCAAAUGUAAGGCAAGGUUUGACCUCACUUGGGGAUAGCAUCUUGUUGAUUGUAGCAUUGUGUUUCCACUCUGUCUUUGAGGGCAUUGCAAUUGGAGUCGCUAACACUAAAGCCGAUGCUUGGAAAGCCUUAUGGACAAUUUCUUUGCACAAGGUAUUUGCAGCCAUUGCCAUGGGCAUAGCUCUCCUUCGAAUGAUGCCUAACCGUCCCUUCUUAUCGUGUGCUGUCUAUGCUUUUGCAUUUGCUAUAUCAAGUCCUAUCGGUGUGGCCAUCGGAAUCCUAAUAGAUGCGACAACCCAAGGAGCUGUGGCAGAUUGGAUAUUCGCGAUUUCAAUGGGUAUAGCAUGUGGAGUGUUCAUCUAUGUAGCAGUAAACCAUCUAUUGGCGAAAGGUUAUAAACCCAACAAAGCAGUUUCCAUCGACAAACCCCAUUACAAGUUUUUGGCAGUUUUGUUGGGUGUCGGGGUAAUAGCUGUCGUGAUGAUUUGGGACACUUGAAGCCAUGCCAAAGAUUGUUCCUGCACGAUUUGUUAGUGGAAUACUGCAUUUUGAAGCAUAGAUAGUAGCAAAGCAAGUGUGAUAGAUUAUAGAUACCUGAUUUUUUUUUUGCCUAAUGUUUUGCUAUCGUAAGUUAUUAGUUAAAGUUGUAGGGCUCUUAAAAGAUCUCCAAGAAUGCUUAUUUGUAACAUAGUCAAAUUCUUACGCUGUUUACGCAUC
Prunus mume (Japanese apricot) is the source of this 1350-nucleotide messenger RNA. The record is from RefSeq and is a predicted model, not a curated record. NCBI's taxonomy places the organism in Eukaryota, Viridiplantae, Streptophyta, Magnoliopsida, Rosales, Rosaceae.